Colletotrichum higginsianum IMI 349063 is the source of this 690-nucleotide messenger RNA. RefSeq lists its product as uncharacterized. Lineage: Eukaryota; Fungi; Ascomycota; Sordariomycetes; Glomerellales; Glomerellaceae. The transcript has 2 exons. Bases 1 to 690 code for a protein of 229 amino acids. The record is from RefSeq and is a predicted model, not a curated record.
AUGGACCCAGCGCAGCUCGCCAACGCCGUCACCGAGCGGGUGACGAUCCCCGUGCUCGGCGGCAUCGAGAACUGGAAAGAGCAGCUCAAGUUCAUGCUGCAGGCUCUCAGCAGGCAGCCUGGGUAUCUCCGGACGCGCUGGGGUCCGUGGAGCGAAGACCAUCAGAAGCUGGAGGUCAUGACCGGCUGGACCACUGCGGAAGCGCACGACGAGUGGAAGAAGUCUGCAGACUACGCCGAGGCCAUGGCCCGCUUCGCGCCCGUGCUGGACGGGGAACCCUUGAGCUGCCUGUUGCAGUUCAGGCCCUACGCGCCGCAGGCCGUCAUCAACUCCCCCAUCGUCGAGACGCUGAGCUUCGAGAAUUGCGGCGAGCCCGACGACAGGAUGCGGGAGGUGGUCGAGAGGGCGGCGCGGAUGCCGGGCUGCAACGGCGUGGCGAGCGGGUCCUCGCUGCGCCGGCCGGGCUCCGGAAGCGGCGGCGGUGGUGGAGAGGAUGCCGGCGUAGAUGGUACCGGUACAGGCACCGGCACCGGCACCGGCACCGACAGGAGGACGUUCGUCGCGGCCAUCGGGUGGACGGGCCUCGAGGCCAGUCGGCGGGCGGACAAGACGGCGUACACGGGCGGCAUGAAGCCCGAGAGCCACCACGUCGACUUUAAUUUUCCUGUCAAAGGGUUUGGAGGAUUAUAG